UGGCGCAGCAGUUUUUGUUUACGCGACACUGAGGUGCUCUGCGUAAACAAAGAAAUUUCACGGACAACCGCGGUAACGUUCACGAUGGUCUCGGGUUUAGGCCGAACAGCUAGUGAAAUGUUAGGAACAUAAAAACCACUAGUCGGAAAAAAUCAGAGUUCAGUUCAGUAGAGCCCAGCUCGGUUCAGCACAGACCAGACUCAAUUUCUGAAGAAUUAAGUGAAAAGUUAAGUCUAGUUCGGAGUGUAAUACAGUAAGCCGUAGGAGUAUGCAUAGUGGGCAUUGUGAGGGUCAAGUAUCUAGUGACCUCAAAAUCAAGCAAGAAAUAAUGUUUUCGGAAGGCAUCUAAAGAAGUGAAAAUUGCUGUAAUGAAUAGAGAUUUAACAGAUUCAUGUGUAGUGUUUAAGAUCACCAUGAAGUGUUGUGAAUAGAUUUUCUAACUAGUGGAGUAUGCACUAGAUUGUACUGCAGUAGGACAUACGUUCAUAUGUGCGUAAACUUAAUGAUACGCCGAACUUAGUGAGACUGCGUGAAGUGUUAGCCUUAUUAACAAUCGUUAGUGACUUUUGUUAGAUUGUGGGAAAGAACUCCCAAAACAGCCUAAUCCUGCACUAUUGAGAAUAAGUAGCUGUUAAGUGAAAAGCAUAAAAAGAUAAACUAUAAACUCAGAAAAAAGGUGAAUUUCGUGGUAUUACUCCGUAUAGAACUAAAAGAAACGUCAUCUUCGUUAUUCUGCCACCCGCCACCGCUCGGCCGGGAGCCUACACCUGAAUUCGUUUGUUUCUAAUUUCGCCGAAAGUGACCUUAUAACAUUCGCUCAAAUCAAAACUCACUACACUGCGAAACAUCCCAUCGAAACUGGUCUGUUCACUGCGAAAACACGCUCGGAAACACUGCAAGAGCUGUACGAUGCUGCCGCCAAGACACCCGUUUCGGCAAUGGCCGAAAUGGAUCGGCUCGUGGGUCGGGAUGGAUCGGAACGUCGCAGCUCAGAUGCUUUCCUGUGCACACCCGUUCUGGGAAGAACGCGACGGAAACAUCGUGCUAAGAUUGACAUGGAUAUUGAAACUAGAUUACCAUCAGCAGUUGAGGAUUUGAGAAAAUGGACCUCAAUCGAGGCCAUAGGCGAUGUAACAGUUCCUCCGGAUUGCACCGCGCGUUUGUUGGGAAACAGCUCCACAAUAUUGGGAAACAGCUCACAGAAUCCAUCACCUUCGUACCAAGCUGGAACCAGCACUUCGUUCGAUGAAACCGAUGACAUUAUCGUGAUUGAUAGCAGCUCUAGAGGGCUGAGCCGAGAGCAGGAUAUUCCACUCGACCACAGGUUACCCUCGCCGGAAGAGCAGUGCCAGAUGAUUGCACUGAAAUUCCCCGCGGAAACUAUCCGAGUAGAUACCUCUGGACGAAGGUUCGACCGAAUGUGUUCAACCAGGAAGUCACUGUUGCAUUUUGUAUCAGCGUCCGAACAAACGGAGCCUAAUGCCACCCAGGUGGAUGGAAUCGACGGUGAUACAAUACGACGACGAUCUAGACCGCGACGAUCAAGAGGAAAGCGCCGAAACACUAUCGCGGGAACGGAUCAGAAGGAAAUCGCCGAAGUAGUGAAUAAUGGGGACGAAGUUACAACUUCCUCUGCUAUCUCUACUAACCUGGUGCCUCGUAGCAAAUCAAGCGACAUACUCAAGAAAGAAUCUCCAUCUCCAUCAGCAGACAACACCUCCAAACACACUACCAAAACGUCCCAUUUCAACUCCCUCAAGCAAUGGGGACGCAAUCGUUUGCGAUUGAUUAACCGCGACUCGAAAGACAGAGUUCAGGACAUUGAUGACUUCAAUAUCACUGAUACAACCAGAAAUAGCAAGCGUAAGAGCUCCGACAAAGAUAUAAAACUUUCGCACGAUCGAAAGCCAUCCUAUUCUUCGUCGGAGAGAAGUAUAGUUGUCGCGGCCAGCACGGGAGCAACCGCUAGUAUGCCAGCAUCCAUAAACCCAGUAAAACUUCGCGAGUCCUCAUCAAUUCGACGCCAACGCCGCACUGCGCUUGGUAAUAAAGACGAACCACACUCAUCCAGCGGAAACUGGAGUGCCAGCUCGGAAUCAGGAAGAACGUCGAUCGGUAGUGAAAUCACGACUACUACCCAACCCAAAUCAAGUGCCUCUAGUACAUCAUUAAAUCACAAUCAUCACACGAUUUCCAGUGGACCACCAAGUUCAAUAAUCAGUCGGCGUAGAUUUCUUAAUACAUCUGCUUCCAGUAGUGUAACAAGUGAGGGAACCGCAACUCCAGAUUUGCAAAUGUAUGACUAUCACGACGAAGGAGGCGAAACAAGCUCCGUGUAUUCAUGCGAUACUGAAGGUUACUACACAUCUUUUCACGUUGAUUCUGGCUUAAAAACUUUGAAAGAAGAAGAACCCGCAACGCCCAUGCAUUCAACUACUGCGCUCUCAAGCACAACAUCAUUUGAGAGCUCGGGUAAUCAAACUGUUAUUUCACCAGAAAACGAGUACGAGUUGUUCGGGAAGGGCUCAACUUCAACAACCACUAGUUCGGCAGGUACGAUUUGUACAGUAUUAGCUGAAGGUAAUCGAAAUUCAAUAACAGGACCGACAGUUCCUGAACGAAAAAGCUCAUUGACUAAGCUUAAUCGAAGUAAUAGCACCGCUAGCAAUGGUACCCUGGAACGCAGCUAUUCGAGUAGCACCGUCGGAAGCACAUUGGAAAGAACAGGUACAAUCAAGCGAAAUGGACAUUUGUUGCAAAAAGAGGUAGCUGCUUUGAUUCAUCAGGAAGAAGAAAGCAAAAAAAAUCGAAUUGAGUCACCGGAUAGUGGAAAUAACACCAGUUCAUCUCCGAUCGAAUCUAAUUCCAACUCCAGCCCAACACAGCGAAUGAGAAGUUGUUCCGAGUUUGAGUACUCAGAGUCCUCCGACCUGGAAUGUGUUGACAGGAUCGAGAGAAUUCGCGAGAAGACGACGAUCAACACGAGCAGAAUACCGUCAAUGUGUAUAAUCACUCCAAACAAUAGUGAUGACGAAAAUGGUUCACUGAAGCGAAAAAAAGAAAAACCCGUUGACAUAUCACACGAAGAACCGUCCGAUUUCAAGAAAGAUUCCAACAGCUUUAAGAAAAAUAGUCUACUACCGCUCAAUAGCAUGUUUGAUAAACUGCGGGGAGUAUUGAAAAAAUCACCCAGCAAAGAUAGCUCCAUAACGGAGAGUACCAACAUUGACCCGAUUUACGACGUUACUGGAGAGUACGUUCGUAUCGCUGAUAUAAAGAACAGCAAGAAAAAUCAGCACGGUGGUGUUUACUAUUCAAACGAUGUGGUAAAACGUAAUUUGGCUACCGUUCUCUCGGGAAAUUUGAACGAAGAAACCGAAUACGUCUCGUUAAAUGAACUUCCAUGUAAUAUACGAUGUGAGAGUAAUGUUCUCUCGGCAGAAUCCCAAAACACCCCUUGCGGAAGCGGAAAAACAACACGCACUACGAAUGGGACUGCUCCUGAAGGGGAAAAUGCCGACUGUGCUACGAAACGGGGUGCACGCGUGAAACUGGAUGCGCACGGAAAGGUUAUCUACAGUUCGGAUAGUCUAAAGAGGAGAAAAGGUGCGCACACAACCUUCGCGCCGGGUCCAUUUGUGAAAGAUGUAAAUACUACAUCCUCCGCUAGCCUACCACCGACAAACAUUCCUACGGCAAACGGUGUCACUGAAACAGUAUCAAAACCAGCAUCUGCGAAUACUGCCAGCAAUGUGGUUGCAUCUCCCUUACUGAGUGGUGGGCUCACCAACAGAAAAUCGAUUCUAGUGAAACCAGUGAUUUCUCAAUCAGCACUGAAAACGAAAGCAAUCAUAAACGCCAGUAGCACUAACAACAACAGUACCCUGGCAGCCUUACGUAUGGCCCCAAUUGCCACCAUUCUGCCAAAUACCACUGCAGCACAGGACGUAGAAAAAUCAUCAGCAUCACACAUCAUGUCGUCUGGUAUUUUAAAAGGUGCUUACGUCAACGUUCAAGAAUCUAAACCAUCGACCACAAAGCCUCAAACAAUUCAGUAUAUGGAACCAACAUCGGUCCUAACUCAGCAGCCAGAUUAUCCACCUUCGUCCCCUGAGGAGUAUGGCCACUUUUAUGGUUCACAGCCACAUACUUAUACUCUUCCAAGGCGUCCGAUGGUGCAAAAAUCGCAAGGUAUUCAAAUGUCACCAACAAAUGUAAUAUCAGCUCGACCACAUCAUGGCUACGUAGAUUAUGGUCCGCGGGGCAACGAUAUGUACUGGACUCUACAAACCCGCCGCAGACCAAUUCAAAUGGUUCCUUCAGCUUAUCGAGAUAACACUAACACAACGCAACCAAUAGUCAGACCCGUAGAAGAACUUUACUCAACACCAAACAAACUGAAACAUAACAAACUGAAAACAACACCAACUGGCUUUGGAGCAUAUUUUUCACCGAUCGCUAAAAAUAGUACCACAAUAAAUUUGAGCGACGAAUCCAACGCAAGCCUUAAAAUUUCACCAAUCGAUCCUCGUAACACCGCUUCUUUUCAAACCUCAACACCGUCCAAAACUAACGAAACAUCUCUAUCAUCAAGACCAACGCUCUCCGAGGAACUGCGAUAUAAACUAAAACUUCAACAAGUAGGAGUUCGUUCCCAUGGCGGUUCACCUGUCAGCUCUGGUCGAUCAACACCGAAAAACGUUCUGGAAGCCCAGGCACCUCGCGGUCGGCAUAGUUGGGCUUCUAACAGCACGGACAUUCCACAAACUUGCUCAGAUCGUUUGGGAACUCCAAAAACUAGUCUUAUGGAUUUCAAAAAACUGCUACUCGCUCAUGGAUCCAAAACUAAUGUAGGUUCUGUGAGCAAACUAUCCGCUGUAGAGUUACUCAAGAAAACAAAAUGUAAUAAUACACCAGCAACACCAGUGACACCUGUUACUAAUACAGCAGCCAACAGCAACUUGAGUAUCCUCGAUCUUUCUGGCUCUCCGAAGACAUUUGCAUCCCGGCGAAUGAUUCGACAAGGUAACUUUGGCACUAACUCUCCUUCAAAGAUAGGAAACACCUCAAAGUUUUCUGCUCGGGGAGGAUGGCGUUGCAAUAAUAUGCGAAGCGAAGUUAUGUCCACCACCAUACCCGAGGCACAUAGCGAAGAAGACAAUUCCAGUCCGAACAAUUCCGCCUCGGUCAGUCGCUCACAGUCUCAGAGUCGCAAUACCACUCCCACAGCAAGCACAACUGAAGUGAACCCACCAACUGUUGUAGAGGAGGGUGUAAUUGAACAGAAAAUGUCUAACAUUCGGGACAAUAUAUUUUUGCAGGAAGAUGAGAACAAUUUUAUGAAAGGAGAGGUAGCCAUUCUAACUCAGAAAAUUCACUCACCUGCAUUAACUCGGGCUCAACUGCAUGCCCAGAGAGCCCAGUUCUUGAGCAGUAACAAUCAUAUCCGAUCUGCAACAUUUAAAGAUGGGCAUUAUAUGGGAAUGAGUAGCUUUUCAAGUACACCACCAAAAGUCAACGAGAUCAUUUACAACGAACCGAGCUCUCACGAUGAGCAGGGACGAUGUUCACCGAAAGUAGCAGCACCUUCGCUGGAAACAGCGCUUUAAAUGCUUGUCUAUACAUUUCAGAAUAUAAUGCCUAUUUUUAUUACUACUUUACUAUCGAGUCCGUUUGCGGACAGAAGGAUUGAAAUAGUAUGGUAAAGGUAAAUCUUAAAAAUGUAGAGUAUCCAGAAGUGUAAUAGCAGACAUCCAGAAGCGUAAUAGCAGACAAAACAUAAAGUAUUUUUUCAUCAAUGGAAUAGUUGGAUGGAAUGUUAUUGCCAUAAUAGUAAACUGCUGUUAAUUUCUGGAACAAUCUAUAAAAACUCAUUGCAUUUCCAAUUUAUUUUUAUUUCCUCUACAAUUUAUCUUGUACUAUCCUGAAAAUCUUACGUUUUAUUUUAUUGUCAACAAAUUUUCAAAAGUCGACUCUAAAGCGUUUGUGUAAUCAUAUCACUUCAACAAAUCUCUGAAUAAGGUAUCUCGCUUUUUAUUUUGAAAACUUUGGAGCCUUUAUUCAAAAAGAUCGACGAACUCGCACUCUGCAUAGGUACAGCCUACUUUAGCAAAUUCUACUUUAAUAUUUACUCAUUCUUGCUAUCGAAGGAGAGGCGUGUCGAAUAUAGUAAACAACUACAAAUUUCAAUGCCUUUAUACACACUGAAUGGUUCUUGCUUGAUGGUUCAAUACUUAUUUAUAAUUUAUUUAUAACUAAAUAAAAUCAUACGCAAAUAAAAGACAAAGAAAAGUGAGUGUUCGUAACCGAAAAGAAUAAUCGCUUAAUAUGUUGGUAAACCUUUAUUCUCAACUUAUAGUACAUUCAAAACUACAAGCAGGCUGAAUUAAUGAAGCUAGAUUUCUAAAAAAUGUGUUAUUAGGGUCGACCAGAGGCAGCGAAUCGGUCGCUUUUUGGAAUGAAGAGGCAAAUUUAUAAUGAUAUUUAUAGAAAUACAAUCCGCAUAUCCCAUA
Molecule: messenger RNA, 6512 nt
Organism: Malaya genurostris
Lineage: Eukaryota; Metazoa; Arthropoda; Insecta; Diptera; Culicidae
Gene: gukh
Product: mucin-2
Exons: 6
Coding region: 939-5609 (1556 amino acids)
Biological process (GO): actin cytoskeleton organization
Cellular component (GO): cytoskeleton
Molecular function (GO): protein kinase A regulatory subunit binding
Source: RefSeq, a predicted model, not a curated record